Molecule: messenger RNA, 1234 nt
Organism: Ruditapes philippinarum (Manila clam)
Lineage: Eukaryota; Metazoa; Mollusca; Bivalvia; Venerida; Veneridae
Exons: 3
Coding region: 38-373 (111 amino acids)
Biological process (GO): mitochondrial translation
Cellular component (GO): mitochondrial ribosome
Molecular function (GO): structural constituent of ribosome
Source: RefSeq, a predicted model, not a curated record
GUCAUUAUUGAAUGUGACCUUUUAAAAAUUUGUGAAAAUGAGAUUGUCAAUGACUUUAAGAAUAUUUUACCCUAAAAAGAAAAUAUUUCCAGGUUUAAAAUACGAAGGAAAGAAUCAGAAAAUAAAGCCAAUCAAAACUUCACACAAGAUAGCAGCUGUCAAUAAGAUGAUGAUGGAGGAGCAGAAUCUGAAAUACAUCAACAAUCCAUAUCUCUCAUCAAUAGAAGAAAAUAUUUAUGGAACACAUUUUCGAAGUAAGCAGCAGAGGACACAGGCCUUCUUUGAGAAAAUGAGAAAACCAUUUUUCCCAGACAAAACAAUAGAGGACCAUUAUAUAAACUCUGUAUAUAAACAAAGUAAAAAAUGGGAAUGAUUUGAUGCUGUAUUGACAUGUGAUAUGUGAUAGUGAUAUAUUUACAUUGUAUCAGAAAUGAAGGUCAUAUUUUACUACAAAGUUGUUAAAGCUUCACGCUUCCAGAUGAGCCAAAAUAUUUCAAGAAAAUCAAUAUUUAGAAAAAUGAACUAACAUUUUUAAGAAAGGUAAAAACAUUCAAGAUCCAAGUUAUAUUUACAUGUUAUGUGCUGUUAAAGACUGAUUUUGCGGUAUUUUAUCACCAUAUUUCUUCUGCGUUAAUAACGCAAUAUGGGCUGUUUUUGCAUAUGUUGACCAUCUUUAAGUAAUUUUCUUGGAUUGUAUGUGCCAAUUACAAUAUGUAAAUUACGUUAUUUGUUCACCUCACAAUAUUUUUCUUUUAAAUACAUUUCUAAAAUUUUCAUGAUAAUUGACUUGAAUCUAGAGACGUGCUACUUGAACAUGCACAAGGUCUCAUUAAGAAGGUGAGAAAAUAAAUGUUGAGAAAAUAAGACAAACUCAUUAUACUUGAAGUGAAUAUUGUCAGUGAAAGGUUAUUGCUAGAUGGAGUUUUAUUUCUUUGUUCAUUAAUUCUCAUCGCUAACUCUUGACUCAAUUUUUAUAGAGUUAAAGAAGAAAUUGAGCUAUGUCUUUUAUAAACCAGCAUCUUAGGGUUCUAUAUAUAUAUUAAGAACAGUUUAAAACUUUGUUUCAUAUCUUUCAUUUGAGCUGAAUUGAAGUAAUCAUGUACUGUUAAGCCCGUGCUUUUUCAACACAAUGUCAGUUAAUAUUCAUAAAACAGAAAAAUUUAACUUUUCAUUAUUAAUAUAAGGAAUUCAAUUAUAUAAAAAAGACAUGAAAAAUAUAGAUCAUUAACUUCCA